Molecule: messenger RNA, 3194 nt
Organism: Malurus melanocephalus (red-backed fairy wren)
Lineage: Eukaryota; Metazoa; Chordata; Aves; Passeriformes; Maluridae
Gene: ALDH3A2
Product: aldehyde dehydrogenase 3 family member A2
Exons: 12
Coding region: 201-1733 (510 amino acids)
Biological process (GO): aldehyde metabolic process
Cellular component (GO): cytoplasm
Molecular function (GO): aldehyde dehydrogenase (NAD+) activity
Source: RefSeq, a predicted model, not a curated record
CUCCGCUCGGCUCCGCGCUCCCUGCCCCGAUAAGGCCCCGCAGGGACUCUGCCCCCGCCCGCAGAGCGGCCCCACGCCCCGGCAGCGUUUCAAAACCGGCCAGGCACAGCCACAUUCGGACUGCGACAGCCUCAGCGAGCACCGGGCGCUGCGAGCACGGCAGGAGCGGCCCCGACGGCGGCACUCGAGCGCUGACAGCCAUGGAGAGGAUGCAGCAGAUCGUGGGCCGGGCCAGGGCCGCCUUCAACUCRGGCCGGAGCCGCCCGCUGGAGUUCAGGAUUCGGCAGCUGAAGGCCCUGGAGAGGAUGGUGCAGGAGAAGGAGAAGGAGAUCCUGGCAGCCCUCAAGGCCGAUCUGAACAAGUGUGGGCACAACGCCUACAGCCACGAGAUCCUGGGAGUGCUGGGGGAGCUGGCCCUGACCAUGGAGAAGCUGCCAUCGUGGGCAGCCCCUCAGCCUGUGAAGAAGAACCUGCUGACCAUGAGAGAUGAGGCCUACAUUGGCUACGAGCCGCUGGGCGUGGUGCUGGUCAUCGGGGCCUGGAACUACCCCUUUGUGCUGGUCAUGCAGCCCCUGAUCGGGGCCAUCGCAGCAGGCAAUGCCGUGGUGGUGAAGCCGUCGGAGGUGAGCGAGAACACGGCUCGGCUGGUGGCCGAGCUCCUCCCGCAGUACCUGGACAAGGAGCUGUACCCCGUGGUCACUGGAGGAGUUCCUGAGACAACUGAUUUGCUGACCCAGAGAUUUGAUCACAUCCUCUACACGGGCAACACCGCAGUGGGCAAAAUUGUGAUGGCAGCAGCUGCAAAGCACCUGACCCCUGUCACCCUGGAGCUGGGUGGGAAGAGCCCCUGCUACAUCGACAAGGAUUGUGACCUGGCUGUCGCCUGCAGGCGGAUAACCUGGGGCAAGUUCAUGAACUGUGGGCAGACCUGCAUCGCCCCAGACUACAUCCUGUGUGACCCAUCCAUCCAGGACAAGGUGGUGGAGAACAUCAAGGCAACCCUGAAGGAAUUCUAUGGGGACGACGUGAAGUCAUCUCCGGAUUAUGAAAGGAUCAUCAACAAACGUCACUUCAAGAGGGUCAAGACCCUGCUGGAAGGGCAGAAGAUUGCUCAUGGGGGAGAGACUGAUGAGGCCUCCUGCUUCAUAGCACCAACCAUCCUCACGGAUGUUUCCCCGGAGUCAAAGGUAAUGGAGGAAGAAAUCUUUGGGCCAGUCCUGCCCAUUGUGAAUGUGAGGAGCGUGGAUGAAGCCAUUGAGUUCAUCAACCAUCGGGAGAAGCCCCUUGCCCUGUAUGUCUUCUCCAACAACAAGCAGUUAAUCAAGAGAGUCAUCUCAGAAACCUCCAGUGGGGGUGUGACUGGAAAUGAUGUCAUUAUGCAUUUCUUCCUCUCAACUUUGCCUUUUGGUGGUGUUGGACACAGCGGGAUGGGCGCCUACCACGGCAAGCACAGCUUYGAGACCUUCUCSCACCGCCGCGCCUGCCUCAUCAAGGACCUGAAGAUGGAGAGCACCAACAAAAUGCGGUACCCACCUGGCAGCCAGAAGAAGGUGGACUGGGCCAAGUUCUUCCUCCUGAAGCGUUUCAACAAGGCCCGGAUCGGGCUCUUUGUCCUGGCCCUGCUGGGGGUUGUGACAGCGGUGAUGAUUAAGAGCCACCAGUCUGUGCUGAAGAGAAAAGCCCUGUUGGUUGUGCUGGCUGUGCAGAGGCUGGGCUGGCCCAGCGGGUGGUAAGGAGGAGCAGGUUUCAGAGCACUGCUGUGGCUGUCACGGUGAGGUGUUUUACUGAUGAAGAGAGGAGAAGGCACCAUGUGCAAAUCGUACUCUGGGUGCUGGCUUUGUGUCUGUUUCCUUAAGCUGGGAAGUUAUUAUUUUCUUUUGUUCUGGGUGAUUUCAGUGAGCUGUCGAGCACAGAGAGUAGCCCUAGAGAGGCACUAACCACAAGAAGGCUCAGAUUCCUGUUUACUUAAAAGCCAUGCUGGAACAGAAGGACCAGUGGUGACAAGCUCUCCGAAGGAGGACUGCAGAGCAAGAAAUUCCAGUCCCUACCUCCACCCCGUGCCACGCAGAGCUUCCAGGGACACACCAAACCCACUCACCUUCCUUCAGCGACCAACAGGAGCUGCAGUUUCAGCCAUCCUGGGGCUGGCAGUGUUUUCCCUGCAGCCUUGGGGAUGGUCUGUCUCCUGUUGUGCUCUGAAUUUCCACCCUCUCGGUGACAAGCCCAAAAGGGAUGGCUGUGGAUAAACCCAGAGAGGUUCCCUUUGCCAUUUGAUUGAGGUGAAACAUUCAGGGAUCUCUGCAAACCAGAAUCAUCCCCAGCUGGCCAGGGGGUGCUUGCUGGGUUCUGGGUUUCAUCAUGUGCCUUUAACAGUUACUUUUUGCAGUUAGAAAAUUCCAGUGGUGAUGCCUGCACUGCCUGUGUGGUGMUGAUGAGUGUCUGAUGCUGGUGUAAAAGAAUUUUCAGGCCCUUUCAGAGAAGUGGGAAUGACACAUUCCUUGUGGGUUAACCCAGCCCCUUAUUCCCUUAUCCCAUUGGGAUGGGGAGGAGAAUCAGAGUGAGAAAACUUGUAGGUUGAGAAAAGGAGAAUUGAAUAGAUGAACUGAAAGCUGGGCUUGCAGGCAUAUUAAAGCUAAUUAAGGGAUUAGUUUGUUAAUUUCCCUCAUUAGGCAGGCAUUCUGCCAUUCCCAGGAAGGCAGGGCAUCAUCACACCGGCUGGUGACUUGGGAAGACAAACACCAGAACUCCCAACAUCASAAAUCCAAAACAGCACCAUCCUGCUAUGAAGGAACUUAGUGACUGCCAUGAAAAUUAACUUCACCCCAGCCAAAGCCAGCACAAAGCUGUUCCUGGUCAGAUUCCUCCGAGGGAAAACAAUUCCUGGAAGAGACGUGUGUGUGCUCCUUCGUGUUCGAGCUUCUCGGGAUGCUGUGAUCCUACACUGGGGGAUAAUGUGGGGCUUGUUCUAGCUUGGGGGAAGGAUGCUGAAGGAAUUGAAAGUGAAAGAGCCUUAGAAUUAUUAAUGUUGAAGUCAAUUAAAGCAUUAUUACUAAAUGCCAUUAAUAUAAGUAGAAAAUYAUAUUUACUGUGCAAUAAGUAGGAUUUCUUCAUGUCUGGUGAAAAUCCAUGUGCUAAGCCUUUUUGAUGAUACAUUUUGCAAGCACUAAAUAAACCCUAAGAAUUUAAGUAAUAAA